Desarmillaria tabescens is the source of this 1863-nucleotide messenger RNA. Its product is annotated as DnaJ-domain-containing protein. The record is from RefSeq and is a predicted model, not a curated record. Gene Ontology annotation, molecular function: protein binding. Gene Ontology annotation, cellular component: cytosol. The coding region runs from base 62 to 1555 and encodes 497 amino acids. Gene Ontology annotation, biological process: protein import into peroxisome matrix. The transcript is spliced from 7 exons. Lineage: Eukaryota; Fungi; Basidiomycota; Agaricomycetes; Agaricales; Physalacriaceae.
CACUUUUCUUCGAUUUCGCUGCUUGACCACAGACCACAUCCACCGCUUCUUCCAAGCCGUGAUGCCUGUAGAUCAUGCCUCAAUACUCGAGGCCUAUGCUGUCCUAGGCUUGCAAGAGGGUGUAUCCCUGGAGGUCGUAAAAAGCACUUACAAACGAAUUGCAUUGCGCACGCAUCCCGACAAAAAUCCCGACAACCCAGAUGCCACCAAGGAGUUCCAGCAAGUAGGAGACGCCUACAACACACUUAUCAAGUAUCUCGACAACAGCCAUGACGAUUAUGAUGAAUACUCAGACGAAGAAUACUAUUCCGAGGAUGAGAUGGACUUCUACAUGUAUUUAUUCGAGCAAUUUAUGAGAGGACACACUAAUCGAUACAUGCACACACGGUAUCGCCAUGAACACUUCAUGCCGAUGCGGGAAUCGUCCGAGCAAUACAACGAACGCUUGCGCAAGUCUCGCGAAGAACAAGUUGCAGCACAGGAGCGUCGAGAGAGGGAGAAUGCUGCCCGCAAGGCGAGGCAGGAGCAAGACAGGGAACGAGCCCGGCGUCUGGCGGAGCAGCGACAGAAGGAGAAAGUGGAAGCAAAAAAAUCAGAAGCAGCGGCGCAGCGUAGGCACGCUGAACAGGCAAUACGCACCCAACUGCAGAAGACUCAGGCAACGAGGUCCGCUGUCUUUGCGGCGGCUCGUGUGGGUGAUGCAACUAAAGUAAAGGCCGGCGUAUGGGAAGACGAGGUUGAUGCUGCAGGAGGGGAAAUCAAGCGUGAUUGCGAGAAGUUUGUCUCGCAAACACCAAAGGAUCCACAGGAAACCUUACUGCAUAUCGCUGCCUUGAAAGGCGAUCAUGAGCUCGUCACAUGGCUUGACGCGCAUAAUGCCGAUCCCGAAGAGCGCAACGGCGAAGGUUUUACGGCCUUUCAUAUUGCCCUACGAAAUGGUCAUCAAAAGAUCAUCACGUACUUCUUUAAUGCAUUCCCUCCCAAAGACGAAGACUCCAAGCCGAUCUAUACACCUCCUGAAUCCACCAAUCUCCUUACCCUGGCUCUUGAUGCCCGUGACCCUGAAGUCGUUUGGAUGGUCCUCGACAAAUCUCUUGCCAGCUCUGAUGAUAUCAGCAAAGCAUGGUCAUGGAUAACCUCUACCGAAGGACGCAACACCAUGUUGAAACCCAAUAACGUCAACAGAGCUCUCAGCGACAGUGUACGCUUGGAGCACUUCAACGACAUCAUCCAGCUCCUCAUGCGUUUCGGUGGCUUCACUCCCCCUCCCACUCCCAGUAUGAGUGAGCAGGAGGAGCGGGAUAAAUGGCCGUCUCAGGAAACCUCCCCAAGUGCGUCUCAUAGCAAGCAGCAGAAGCAAAAACAUCGGCGCUCGCAAUCUCAAAUGUCCCCAGCAGACGGCCCCGGCGACCGUCAGGGACAGCCUGUUCCUGUUGUAGAUACUGUAGGAGACACGAUGCCCCAAGGACCUGGUCGGGGUCGUGGUCGAGGGAGGGGUAGGGGUCGUGGACGUGGACGCGGACGUGGACGUGGAAGAGGCCAGGUCCCCGCAUAAAUUUUCUUCUUUUUCUUUUUCGGUUUUCUUUCCUUGGGCAUUUUCCCUCACCUGCACAUAUACUUGUUCUGCGACACACCUUCAUGAUUCGGUGAAGGCAUUGACACCACCGUGUACACAUUUCUCAUCUUUCAUUCCUCAACCCUCAAUCAUCAUCUGUCCAUUGCUAUCCUUCCCUUGCAUUUUAAUUUACCAUAAACCAAAUGUUUCUUAACUGUAUCUCAUAGUUACGGCUAGUACGGCUGCUCUCUCGUUGUGAAUAACAAUGCUAUUGAAUGUCACCAGUUACCAUGCAUCAAAUUGACAAU